CGACGAAUUAGCGCGUCAAAGUCUAAAUAUUUAGCGUUAGGCUUUAGCUCCGUAUUCAUAUCUCGAUUGGCCUAUUCAUUCACCGAUCACUAUCUCUCGCUCGGAAGACAGCCAAAGAAUACACGCUUGGUUUCUCACUCUAGCACAUAAUGACGGAUACAACUCAAGUAAAGAGGUCUAGCCAUAAUUCCUUCAAAAAUCUAUUCACCAAGGCUUCAAACUCUACUCUAAACAAAAGGACUACACUUCCGAGUUCGCUUCCAGUGAGCGUAAAUCGCAGGCACAGUGCUAGCAACUAUCCACCCCCAUAUGCCGACGUGACACCUGCAAAGAAAUUCUCUAUCAGUUCAUCCGUCAGAACCAGCAACACUACACCCCACGUACCAAAACGUACGACUAGUUUAUAUCAACCAUCAGAAACUUUUCUCAACAAAAAUGCCGCUAUGUCACGCUCCACUAUACCCGACAGCCAAUCAAACGAUGAUUCACUUCAAGACAUUAAGGCCACAUUCGAAAGAAUGAAAGAUUACCUCGCUAGUAGGGACUCAUUGUCGUCUGUAUCUUCAGACUUGACUACACCUAAACCAAGCGUAUUAGGUUCAAAGCAUAUGGCAGAGAAAACACAAUUCAAUACAUCAAAUAAAGGUGGUAUCACACAUCACACUUCACCAACAGUAGAAAGCCUGGCUGUAACGAUAGAAGAACCUUCAUUUGAGGAGCAAUCAGAGUUGGAUAGAGAGUAUGAAGCCUUGAUGGAUAGACAAAAUUUACUCCCGCGAUCAGCUUCCACAACAGUAGCUCUCAAUCCAUCAAUUAUUGUAGAUGAACCAGAAGUCAUCACUCCUACACCCCGUUCAAAUAAUUAUAGUCCACUUAAGAUGCCAGAUGCACAAUUGGAAAUGGAGACUAGUACACCUACCCAAUGCACCAACAAGAGAAUGAGUAUGCCUGCUAAUCUUCCAUCCACUCAACAUCACGAUGAGAGGCGAUCAUUGACCUACCCAGAGGGCUAUAGCAACUUGUCAAGAUCAAGGAUGUCGCAACAACAACAACAAAGUCAACUUUCAUCGUCUAGUUUAUGUAGUGCAGCUAGUAUGACAUCUCCAAUCACGAAUACGAUGUACGGUUCACCUGGUUUGAUGACCCCAUCUACUUCAACCACUAGUAUUGGCGGUGCCGGUAACGGUGAUACUAGCCUGAACCUGCACAGAUUAUCUAAACAAGAAUUGUUUAGAUUGCUAGUAGAUACACAGUCUGACUUCCACGCACUGAAAAGUCGCUAUGGAUUAGAAAAGGGCGCAUUAGAAGACCAAUUGAGGGAUACACUCGAGGAAGUUGAUAAUCUCGUCGAGGAAAACGAAGUCCAAAAACAAGAUCUUGCCAAGGAGAAACAAUAUGUCGCAGCCUUAAGAAGAGCGCUGCAUAGGGACAAUGACGGGGUUGUUUACGAAUUAGAGAGAUCUUUCAACUCCAUAGAUGAACUAAAAGGCUUAGUUGAUCGUCAACAAGCCGUAAUCGAUGAGCAAAAAGAUGUUAUCAAUAGAUACAAAUCGUUAGACGACAGUGUAAGAUUCCCAAAUAAUACCAAUAUACAAACGAACAAAAGUAAUUUGUUAGGAGAUGUAACUGCUCCUUUCUUACAGCAGUCACACCCAGAUGAUACAAGUUUCAUUUCGCAACAGAGCGAUCUGAUAGUCGAUAUUGAUUCAACAGUCCACGAUGAGAAUGGAAAAUGGACUUUAGGUUUAGAUGACGACGCGAGGAGGGCGUUAGAUGCAUAAAAGGAUAUUUUUAUUUAAUUUUGGGUUUGUAGCAGCUAAUAUUUUGUAUAACAGCUAUACACAAAAAUAACU
This is a messenger RNA of Wallemia mellicola CBS 633.66, 1853 nucleotides long. RefSeq lists its product as hypothetical. The transcript is spliced from 2 exons. The coding region runs from base 150 to 1781 and encodes 543 amino acids. The record is from RefSeq and is a predicted model, not a curated record. Lineage: Eukaryota; Fungi; Basidiomycota; Wallemiomycetes; Wallemiales; Wallemiaceae.